Amphimedon queenslandica is the source of this 1780-nucleotide messenger RNA. Its product is annotated as putative ankyrin repeat protein RBE_0220. The transcript is spliced from 4 exons. NCBI's taxonomy places the organism in Eukaryota, Metazoa, Porifera, Demospongiae, Haplosclerida, Niphatidae. Bases 5 to 1780 code for a protein of 591 amino acids. The record is from RefSeq and is a predicted model, not a curated record. Gene Ontology annotation, molecular function: protein binding.
AAUCAUGGUUGACUUAUGUCAGUGGAGAGCUGCCAUUGGUCUAUGGAAUUGCUCUCGUAUCAGUUUUAGAGGAGUACCACAUCAUUUAUUUCGGACUCAAGAAGAUUGCGGUCAAGUACCUCAAAAACACAAUUGUACAGAUACAGAUCAUCAUACUACUAGAUCCAAAUCUGCUGCUCAAGAUAACAUUAUUCAUCAUACAGUUUCUACUACUGGUGAAGCUGCUACUAUUAUCAGUUGGGCUUGGUCUCUAUUCUCUACUCCUGAAACUGUUUGCUUUCUAUUCUACCUUUUCCUGCAUAUCCUUCUCCUCCUCCUAUCAGGAGAUGUUGAACUCAAUCCUGGACCAACCUCUGAAACAAAAGAAGUUAUUCGAAAAAAGAUAGAAGCCAGUCUGAGAAGUAAGUAUGCUGAUCUUGAGCUUGCUACAAGAGGCUGUAUUGGUGAGAUAAGACCACAACUCUAUGCAAAAGGAUUGAUAACAGAGGCAUUGAGGGACUCUGGCACUUAUGCCCAAAUAAGUGACAGUAUCAAAGCUGGGAUGCUCGUGGUUGAAAGUAUUGAGCAGUUGACAAAACGUUACAAGGAUUUCCUGAACUCCAUUUCCUCUCAAGGGGGACCCUGUAAAGUUGCAGCUGAUCAGUUAAAUGAAGAGCUGGAAGAAAUUUUAAAACUUGAAGAAGUGCAAAUUAAACAUUCUGUCUCUUUAGAAGAGGAAGCACAAGUAAUCCCAAAAACCCCAGAGUCCCAUCGACAGUUAAAGUUGGAUCCUGAAGCUGAGAAAACUAUUUCUAAAUCUAUCAAGGAAUUAAGUAGCUCUUUUAAUGACUUAUUAAAAAAGCUAAAGAAUGAAUUGGAAAAGGUUUGCGUUGCUGAUGUAGUGGAAUAUCUGGAAGAGAACCGUUUAGAUGACCUUCCAUUCGACGACCUAAAGACAGCUAAAGACUUCAAGGAAUUGAUUAUUAAAGUCAAUGAGCAUUAUGAUUUCUUGGACUGCUCUCUUCUUCAAUUAAUAGCAGAAGAGUUUGCGACAGAAGCUUUAUCUGAAAAAUUUGAAGAGCAUUCAAAGGUUGCUGCAAAGUUUCGGGAAUCACAUACAGUUGAUGAUCUUAGAGACAACUUAACAGAGAUAUUUAAUCCAUACCUUGAUGAUUUCGAAAAAGGACCCAAAGCACGUAUAGAUCUUAACAAUGCCUGGAACAAAGUUCAGUUAAAUAGACUCCGUACUCUCAUUGGAUGCUUCUUUCCUGACAUCAAUUCAAAAUCCCUAACAAAACAUGUUCUAAUUAACUGCAGAUCUGUUCACAUCACGUACUACAUGACUGAAUCAGCAGAUCAAAUACAACAGAUAAUAGCCUGUGCACGUGAGAGGGUGGACUUUAUGAAGCAUAUUGGUCUCUAUCACCUUGCUGUUAAUGGGGAAGUCAUUCUGGAUGAAGCCAAAAAAAAUGAUUUCAAAUUUGAGUCGGCAUUACAAGAAGCAUCAAAGGUAGGUGAUAGUGAAGCAGUGGAAGUACUCCUUGAUAUAGGAAGAGGUACUGAUGUGUUAGGGGAUAUUUCUAAGGCAUUGUUCCAUGCUUCUAGUAAUAAUCACUAUCGAGUCGUUAAGCUCUUACUUAAUGAAGGCGCUAAUCCAAAUGUUAGAAACACUGUUGGAGAACCAGCUAUACUUGCAGCUAGCAGGAAAGGUCAUCAUAAAAUAGUCGAGUUACUUCUUAAGGAGAAUGCUGAUCCAGAUGCACAAUAUCAAAUUAAUCAAGAAAUUUGUGGUAGCAGUUAG